CAAUUAAUUCGUUCCCUCUCGCCACAGAUUCACCCAUUUCAAUAUUUUCUUUGAUCUCUCACAUUUUGUUUAUAUAUUCUUUUGACGCUAUUUUUAUUCCCUUCGCAUGCGCAUUUGCGCAAUAUCCGAUGCCCGACUCUUUUUAUUCCUUAUUAUUAAAAAUAAACGAAAAGAAAAGCGUUGUUCUUGGAUCCAUCAAUCCAUGAACCUACACCAACUGUUCGACAAAAAGCCUCUCACAAUAAUCACGCCACAGACACGCCAUUACAUAACAUUCCACUCUCAUGAUUACUCGUGUUUUCUUCUCCAUAUUUUGACCCUCCUCUCUCUUCUCGUCCACCCAAAAAUUUCCUUCCCAGCAGAGUGUCAAUCACAUGAAAAAAAUAAUGUAUUACAGAGAUAACUAGAGCGAUGGAUAAUGGGUUCAAAAUCCAAAAUAGAAGGUCUUGCAAGGUUUGCCGAUUAAUGAUGGCGAAAAUUUCUGGAUUCCAUCGAGAAGGAAAUGACUGGUUCUGCAAUUCGAGUUUGCCGAGCGAUAUUACAGUGGUCGUGGAUGAAGUAAACUUCCAUCUUCACAAGUUUCCUCUCAUAUCACGAUGCGGAAAGAUAGCUACCGACCUCGAACAACCCCAGACCACCACCAACACCACAUCAACACUAGCCCUCGAGCAAUUCCCAGGUGGGCCCAACACAUUUUUAGCCAUAGUGAAAUUCUGUUACAACUCCCGCAUAGAGUUCACAGCCCGCAACAUCGUAACCUUGUACUGUGCAUCCGAUUACCUCCAAAUGACUGACGAUUAUGGCGAAAACAACAUGCUCUCGAAAUCCGAGGCCUUUUUCCAUAAACAAGUCCUGCGCCAGUGGAAGGAUUGCAUAUUGGCCCUCCAAAGCUGCGAAAAGAUAACCUCGAGAGCCGACAAGCUCCACAUCAUAAACCGGUGCAUGAACGCCUUAUCCGUUAUGAUCUUCACGGAUCCCACUUUGUUCGGGUGGCCCAUGAUGAUGUAUGGCAGCCUUCAGAGCCCGGGGGGCAGCAUUUUAUGGAACGGGAUUAAUACAGGCGCGAAAAUAGAUACAAAAACUGAAUCCGAUUGGUGGUUUGAGGACGUUUCGUAUCUUUGUGUCGAGUUAUUCGAGAGGUUAAUACUGACCAUGGGGUCUAAAGGGGUAAAGCCCGAAAUUUUGCUGCGGGCCAUUAUGUACUACUGCAAGAAGUACCUUCCAGGCCUGGGCAGGUGGCAGCAAACCGGGCUUCCAGGAACGGUUGCUAGUUUCAGCAUGAAGCCCGCGAAUAUCGAACAGGAUGCUUUAUUGAAAAGUGUCGUGAAAUUACUGCCCGACAAAAAGGGUAAAUCGUUUUGCCGUUUUCUGCUCGGGCUUUUACGCGUUGCAUUGAUCUUGGGAGUUAAUGACGAGUGUCGGGAUUGUUUGGAGAGGAGGAUAGGUGCACAGUUGGAGUUUGCGGUUCUCGAUAGUCUUCUAAUCCCUAGUUAUUCGGAAUCCGACACUUUGUAUGAUAGUGAUUGUGUGGAGAGAAUGGUCCAGUAUUUUGUGUCGUCCGCUCCUGACUUGGCUCUCGUGUCCCCUUCAUCGUUGCUCGACUUGGAGACUUCCCCGGAAUCUGGACGGUUGAAGAGAGUAGCUAAAUUGGUGGAUGAUUACGUAGCGGAGAUUGCUUCGGACGUUAACUUGAAACUCAGGAAGAUACGUGCACUGGCCGAGGCCUUGCCGGAAUCUUCUAGAUCUUUGCACGACGGGCUGUACCGGGCUUUGGAUAUAUACUUUAAGUCACAUCCUUGGCUCCCGGACAAAGAUCGCGAGAGCCUGUGUACGAUGAUCGACUUCCAGAAGCUCUCUCUAGAAGCAUGUGCACACGCGUCCCAAAAUGAGAGGCUGCCACUGAGAGUUGUUUUACAGGUCUUGUUUUUCGAGCAGAUGCAGCUGAGGACGGCCCUGGCAGGCUGCCUCAACAUUAUGGAUACCGAAAGUGCCCCUGGGCCCUCGAGGGCCAGCCAAGUGGCCCAACGAGAUGGGUGGGUGACAGUUGUCCGCGAAAACCAGGGCCUAAAAGUUGACAUGGAGAUGAUGAGAUCCCGAGUCGGGGAACUCGAGCAGGAGUUCGGGAAAAUUAAGGAGGAAAUGAAGAAAGUGUCAAAAUCACAUAGUUACCUUACUUCUCCUCGUUUACUUGACGUGCCCAAGAGCUCAAGCUCAACUCCAAGGGCAUCGAUUGGGCUAUCCCGGCCUUCAAUUCGCCUCCCUUGGCAUAGGAAAACUUCAUCUCUAUCUGGUUAGGGGGAUUCCAUUUUUUCUUGUUUUCUCGUGCUACGAAAAAAAUUGCUUUCCCAGAUCUUAUGGGAGUUUUUGCAAGAACUGAGAAGUGAUUCUCGACUUUUAUGAGGGAAAUGGAAAAAUAUUUCCGCUUUUCCCUCCUAGAAUUGGUCUCUCUCUCUCUCUCUCUUCCUCACUCAAGUUCUUGCAAACACUCCUUAUAUAGAUAAAGAGAUGGUGCGAGAAAAUCGGCUUUACUGGUGCAAUGGUAUUGAAGCUGAUGAAGGCCGUUUCUUUUCCUUUAUUUUUUACUUUUUCAAAUGCACAAAUCUCUCAUUCUCAACCGUGUUCAUCUGGUAAGGACUCUCGUGCCACAUGUACAGUGAUAACGUAAAAUUGAUGCGCAUGGUGUUCGCUGAUUUAUGACACCAAAGAUGUAAUCAGGUCAGAGAAAGAAAAGAGCUUGUGCAUUUUCUUUGGUAUGGUAGAAAAAAAUUAUGUGAUAGACUGUGAUGAGAGGAGCCGCUGGGGAAAAAAAUUUCAAUUGUGGGAGUGAUUACAAAAAAAUGAGUAAACUAUAUUCAUGUUGCCAAAUAUAUAAUAUAUAAAAUUAAUUUUAAUACU
This is a messenger RNA of Striga asiatica, 2895 nucleotides long. The record is from the annotation of a GenBank genome assembly. Lineage: Eukaryota; Viridiplantae; Streptophyta; Magnoliopsida; Lamiales; Orobanchaceae.